Saprolegnia parasitica CBS 223.65 is the source of this 474-nucleotide messenger RNA. RefSeq lists its product as hypothetical. The record is from RefSeq and is a predicted model, not a curated record. The transcript has a single exon. NCBI's taxonomy places the organism in Eukaryota, Oomycota, Saprolegniomycetes, Saprolegniales, Saprolegniaceae. Bases 1 to 474 code for a protein of 157 amino acids.
AUGCACGAGAGCACCGCGCCGCGCUUGCUUCGUGUGCAAGUCGCCCGCGUCAUCAACGCGCCCCGCGCAUCCUUCAUCGCGUCGCUGCCACACAAGCUCUCGGUGAUCACAAAGCUGCUUGGUGACGAAUCAACCGAGCACGUCACGCCACCUCUGCUCGCCGGGCCCACGACGGGCUCGGUCGCUUGGGCCCGCGAGGUCUACGUCUUUGAGCUGACCGAAGCCGACAUGUACAACCGCGUCCUCGAGGUGACGCUUCUCGAGUCCAACAGCUUUGGGAUGCGCAAUAUCGUUGGGCGGGCGAGAGUUCCGUUGUCGGCGUACGAAGCCGACCGAAGCCGUGUACACGAGACCAAGGUCGCGCUUGAGCCGUCAAACCUGCGCAUUUUGCUGCACAUGGACGUCUGGGACUCGGGCGAUCCGCACAGCGCCCGGCGCCUUCCGAAUCCGAUGCAACCGUACAUGUAUGAUUGA